CAACUCGCGAUUAACGUACAUCAGUGUGUUGGUAGAUUCGACGCGAUCACCACGCGUCGCAGUCUUGACUUAGUACCUUACCGGUGCAGUGCGCGAACUUAACAACGACAAAACACGUCGGGUUAAAGACAAUACUGUUUGUGCCUUAGGAAGUUUACUGUGACAUUGUUGACGACACGAAGUUAUUUUUCUAAGGAACCGAAACAGUAGUUCGAAGACCUCAAGUGACACAAUGGGGUAAGCCGUGCGAAACGGCGGGUUAUUGGACUGAUUGUUGGACAUAAGUGUUAGUGUAUAUAGAUAGCACGAGAUUCUCUAAUAUAAGAGUGUUAGAAACAAAUUGCCAAGAUGUAUUCUAUGAACUAUAUCGGGAAGUUCAUAGCGAACUUUCGGGAGUUUUACAACGAGAUUAACGGGGCGACGCUGACCGGUGCUAUAGACGUGGUGGUGGUGGAGCAGCCUGACGGCAGCUUCACGUGUUCGCCCUUCCACGUGCGCUUCGGCAAGCUGGGGGUGCUGCGCUCCAGGUUCAAAGUGGUGGACUUGGAACUGAAUGGCGAAUCGUUGCCCAUACAUAUGAAAUUGGGCGAGUCUGGGGAAGCUUUCUUUGUCGAGGAAGUAGGCGAGGACGAGGCCGGCUGGUCCGCGCACCUCGCCACCUCGCCCAUCCCGGCCGCGCGCUUCGAACAGCUGUACGAGCCCCGGCGCCGCAACUCGCUCUCCGCCGUCGAGCCCGACCAUGGACAGGCCUCCGAUUACACCAAGCGCAGGUACACCGCCGACGGCCAAUCGAUACAGAAACCAGACUUGAAUAAACUAAGGCAGGCGAAAAAAGAUGCCAAACCAACUAGCGAUCACGAUAACGAUGCGUUGUUCGAGAUGGACGGAUUGGAUGGCCUCGACGAGACGCCGACGAACUGGGGCGAUUCGCGGACGCCUAAAACGUUUUCGGCGACGCAGCUGGAGGCCGGGAGCGAGGCCAAACAGACUGUGCAAAUGAUCAGCGCGCACAACGACUUCCGUCCGAUCGAGGCCGCCCCGAUCCUCGAUGAUACCAAGGUCAACGGCAAUGGAAAGAAGAAGAAGAAAACUAGGAAAGUUAGCUCAAAGAAGAAGCACCAACGGAAAUCGUCGACGAGCUCCAUCUCCAGCCAGUCGGACCGCGCCGGCUCCGAGCAGCGCCCCUCACUGCCUACAGCCAUUCCUAAUGCUACAGAUAUCAACUUCUUCAGCGACAACGAAAUUUCUGCCGCGACACUUAGUGAAGAGAUGUCGAACCUGAAGCUCACCGGGGACAACCGCAUCCCGAUGGCGCUCUCCGACACCGCGUUCGAGGUGCACGCCGCCUCCAGAAACGCGGGUUCCCGCGGUGGCACGCCCGUACAAUCCGAUACGGAAGUCGAGCUGGCUCGAACCGCGAAGGGCGACAAAUCAUCCCAGUCAUGGCGCUGGGGCGAGCUGCCUGAGCCUCCAGUCCGCACCGAGUGCGCCAGUUCACCCACAGAGCUGGGGUCCUCUGCUACCCCCGGGUCUCCGGCCUCGCCUGGUACACCGGGUACUCCGGGCUCGCCCGCUGAACCCCUCAGCUCAGACGAAGAGCGUGCGGGCCGUUCGGGGGUGUUCAGCGGUAUGUUCCGCUUCAUGUCGACGCGCGAGGCCACCGAGGCCGCGGAGGGCGUGUACCUGGACGACCUGGACCGGGGCCAGGUCGACCCGGACCUUUACUUCCCUAAGCACCACGUUGGGCGCCAUCGGAGCGGUCUGACGAACACAUCUCACGAGAACACGGGGCCUACGGAGGAGGAGUAUGAGUCCGGCAACGGCCCCUCCCUGCCGCAGUCCCCGGCCUCGCUCGACCCGCCGCACCUCGACUCGGACGACGACGAGAAACUACUCGCCAAAGGCCAAGUCGGCGUGUACGUGCGCGAGGACCAAGUGUCCCGCGCGCUGCCGUUCGAAGAGUUCUGCGCCGAGGGCGGCACGCUGGCGGCGCAGGGGCGGCUGGUGGUGCGGCUCGGCGACCGCUGGCUGUCGUGGCGCAGCGCCGGCCCGCUGCUGCUGUCGCUGCUGGCCUACAGGAGACCGCUGCCUAGCCGCGUGCUGGAGUCGCUAGAGAAGAGCAUAGAGAAGGAAGGGUCAGAGCCGCCGGCCGCGGACGCCAAGCCGCGUGGCUACUCGUGGUGGAGCUGGCGGCGCUCCAACGCUGGCGCUGAGGCUAAACGGUUAGUCAUCUCUACCCUACUACUUACCGAAUAGAGACUCUGUAUAGAGAAGGAAGGGUCAGAGCCGCCGGCCGCGGACGCCAAGCCGCGUGGCUACUCGUGGUGGAGCUGGCGGCGCUCCAACGCUGGCGCUGAGGCUAAACGCACGGAGCCAUCUAAGGAUGAAUUCAAGAGUUCCAGCUACCCCGAAACAGAGUACAUUAGCAUGCAAAUGAAAAUGGAAUCUGCUGAAGGAAUAGUCGCCGAGGAGGUUCGACCCGACGAAAAACUAGAAACAGACGUCGAAGAGGUCAAUGAACCUGCCGAUCUCAUAGACCCUACUCAAGACCAAGAUCCAAGGGACGAGGGUCAAACCAUGCUACCGGAAAACCAACCUCUCGAUCAAGUGGAGCACCCGGAGCACGCGGAGCCCAGCUCGUCGGACUCGGAGCACGAGCAGGCGCAGCGCCCUUCGCGCAGGCACUCCACCUUCAGGAAAACGCUGCGGCUCUCUUCCGAUCAGAUCAAAAAGCUGAACCUCCGCGAGGGCAUGAACGAGAUGGUGUUCAGCGUGACCACCGCCUACCAGGGCACCACGCGCUGCAAGUGCAACGUGUUCCGCUGGCGCUACGAUGACAAGAUUGUCAUCUCCGAUAUCGACGGCACCAUCACCAAGUCUGACGUGCUGGGCCACAUCUUCCCACUGGUUGGCAAGGACUGGGCGCAGUCAGGCGUGGCGCAGCUGUUCACCAAAAUCAAGAACAAUGGCUACCAACUGCUGUAUCUAUCGGCGAGAGCCAUCGGACAGGCUAGGGUAACGCGCGAGUACCUGCGCUCGAUCCGUCAAGGCGAAACAUGCCUACCAGACGGGCCCCUCCUGCUGAACCCCACGUCGCUGCUGCGCGCCUUCCACCGCGAGGUGAUCGAGAAGAAGCCGGAGGAGUUCAAGAUCCAGUGCCUCGCCGACAUCAAGGCGCUCUUCCCGCAGGGCUCCAACCCCUUCUACGCCGGCUACGGGAACAGGGUCAACGACGUAUGCGCGUACCAGGCCGUCGGUAUCCCUAUCGUGAGAAUAUUCACCAUCAACUACAAAGGAGAGCUCAAACACGAGCUGACGCAGACAUUCCAAUCGACGUACUCCCACAUGUCGGUGCUCGUGGACCAGGUGUUCCCGCCGUCGCUGUGCGAGCCGAGCGACGAGUUCUCGCAGACGGUGUUCUGGCGCGAGCCGCUGCCCGCGCUCGACGUGCCGCUGCCCGCCCUGCCCGCGCCCGCGCCGCCCAAACCUGCGCCCAAAACUAACUAGUCGCCUCACUACACUAGAAAUGCCUCUUAACCUUUUGGACGCCAGACGGCGAAGGAAUAUGCCCGGCCCCGGACACCAGUGCCCUGUUUAUCAAAAGCUUGUAACUUGUAAUACAUGUGGAAGUUCCUUUUUGACAACUUUUGUUAGAAAGGGACUUCCACUUGUAUUUCAAGUUACAAUCUUUUGAUAAACAGGGCACAGCCGUUCGAUUAUUUAAGCGAAAUUGAACUUAAUGGAGUCCCGCGUAAAUUUUCGAACCAAAACUUUAAUAUACUUUAAAAAUCUACUUCAAUAUUAAAUGCAGUCUUAUUCGUUUUGGGAUUAAAUAAUGUCUUAAUUAUUCCUCAGCCUAGGAAAACUGCAUUUUAACCUUUUGAAUACCAACAUUUUACUUACUCGCCAAGAGACACAACCCAAUAUAAACUUAGUAAAGUAUUAUGGUUACUUUGACAGCAUACGCCAUAACAAAUAUAUACGUUCUUGGCGACUACUUUAGACGUUUUUGGCGUCCAAAAGGUCAAACUUUAAAGGUGAAUAAGGGAAUGCACCAAGCUCUGUCGUCAUACACCAUUUUUAAGCGAUCACGAUUUAAAAUCUAAGGUUGACUAUUAUUUGUCUAAGUAGUGUGAUUUCAUGAUCAUUUUAUUGCGCCUUUAUGACGCUUAACUAUCUACAUAUGUAACUAGGCUUGAUAUGUCAAAAAUUUUUGGGCUAAUUUGCGUUUCGGGAAGUUAAGGUGCUAUGAUUUAAAAUUUUAUUAGGAAAUUUUAUUAAAUCUAAUUAUGUCUUGUGAUUGCUACACACUUCGCUGCGUUUGCCUAAAUAUUCGUGAUGACAAUCUUUCAUUCGAAGAACACAAAAUAUAUACGAUAGAGAUGGAUUUACGUAAUUACGGCGAAGUAUAUAGGCGCCAUACGUCAGAAUUCACUUGACCGUGUUUGCCCAAAUAUAUGUGUUGAAUCUCUUUCCUACGCGUUGCCAAAAGAAAGAGAAGACGCUGAUAUUACGCAAAUACAAAAAAGCGAGUUCGACCUAAAGUAUCGGUUCGAUCAAUAAAUUCCGGUACCUAUAGAUUAGUUCUAAAAUAAAAAUUGUAUUUCAGAGCCAUGAUAUCGGAAUAAAACUUUGGUCGAGUCAAUGCUAUAGGUAAUGCAAUGUGGAUUAGUGGAAAUAACCUCUAAGUGUCCUCACAUGCAAUGCAGCACUUUGAGAUUAGCCUUGCGUCAGGCCGUGGACGUCGAUAGGUCAUUGAGUGACUUAUCAACGUUAGAUAUACGCUAUAACACGAUGUGUGAUCAAUCGACGCAAAGAAAAACACGACACUUAUAACAUUAUCAAAGAUUAUCGGUACAAAAAUCGCUGAGAUUAUAAUGUUCUAUUUAUUUCUAAUAAUGACAUUUAUAUAACUUAUUAUAGGCCAAUUUAUUUUGAAAUAUUUAUUUGCCAAUGGCAGCACAAUUAACAAAAGAUAUAUCAAAGAACUAAGAUAAUAAAGACUCUCAACCUCCGUGCGAAACUUAUGGGACUGAGUAGAACACGUAAAGUACAUCUAAGUGAAAAUCAUUAUAGAAACUCAAUUUCGUAUGAAUAUUGACAGUCUUUAUUAUUUAAUGUCGCUGACAUGACUUUUGAAAGUAGUUUUUGAUAUCUGCUGUUGACUGUAGGUACAGAAAUUACUUCUAAAAAAACGGAGGUAAACGAACUUAAUUUUGAUUUUUGUGUAUCAAUACGACUGAGUUAGAAACUUACCGAUUGCGAUAAUCUAUCAUGGUGCAACUGCUAAGUUAUAAUUGUUGUAAAAUACCCCACGACAUAGUUUCAUAAGACAUCAGACUAACAAUUUAAAACUGAAAACACGAUUAGUUAAUUAUGUUUGACUACUGCGUUCUUAAAUGCUGUGAUACAACGUGAUCUCGAGUUCGUGACGCCAGUACGCGGUUCGCGAGUGAUGCGGUCACCUGCCGGCCUAGCCAAGGUGACAAUCGCUAUCGCUUCGACGACGAAACGCUUUGUGUCUCUCUAUCACUCUUCCAUAUUAGUGCGACAGUGACAGUAGCGUUUCGAUCGCUACGGAGCGUAAGCGAUCGGCAUGUUGGCUACGCGGCCUGAGUAGCUUAAUUCUGCUAGAAUAUUAAAUCCCGGCUUGUUCAGUGGCAUCCGUUGCUUGCAGUCGCUGCUACUAAUUAAUAACGAUAGCUUUUAUAAAUAGGUUCACUUGUAACAGAUACCAGAGCUGUAGUCUUUAGUAAAGAACGUACGAUAUGCUUUCAUAUUCAAUAGUGCAUCUAUAGACACGUAAUUUUAGUUUAAAAUAUAAUUUACAAAGACUGGUAUGGUUCCAUGGUUGAAUGUAACGUAUCAUGAAUUUGUAGAUUUAAGUCUAGGGUCAUGUCAUGUCAUGUCAUGAGUUUUGGUUUGCUGAUCGUUGUAUGCUGUGAUGUCGUCGACUGAUGAAGCUAUGCUUUAUUUUUGUACUGUGAUUACUUAUUUGUAUGUAUGAUUAAGUUUUCUUGUUUAGAUUACACACUCAAAACAUCCAUAACAAAUGCCAGGGCAUAGCCCUUUUAUGAUUUGUAUUUGACGUUUUAUAGAUAAUUAUUAGUUAUUAUUUUUUGUACUGUACUAUUACAGAGUGUAAAGUUAUGAAGAGAAAGAAAGUCAAAGUAGGUACUCGUGUCGUAAAAAUAGCAAAUAGCUAGUUGGUGUUAUCGCCGCACUUGUUUUGCCCAUCUAUAUGUAUAUCUCCUAUGAAUUGCAUGCGGUGACACCAACAUUAGUGAAACUGCUAGUCAGAUGCCACGAAUUUUAAUUUGACUUACGACUAUUAUAACUACUCUCUUCCUAUCAUAAGUUCAUGAAAAUUGUUUUAUAAUAUUUUGUCUGAUUAGAAUUUGGUAUUUUUCUUUUAAAUUAAAUAGAUAAUUUAUUGUUGUUUCUGUGAUUAUUUUAAUAAACAUUUUAGUAUAAA
Cydia fagiglandana is the source of this 6475-nucleotide messenger RNA. It is a transcript of the gene Lpin, whose product is annotated as phosphatidate phosphatase LPIN3. Gene Ontology annotation, cellular component: nucleus. Gene Ontology annotation, molecular function: transcription coactivator activity; phosphatidate phosphatase activity. Lineage: Eukaryota; Metazoa; Arthropoda; Insecta; Lepidoptera; Tortricidae. The record is from RefSeq and is a predicted model, not a curated record. The transcript is spliced from 17 exons. Gene Ontology annotation, biological process: cellular response to insulin stimulus; positive regulation of transcription by RNA polymerase II; triglyceride biosynthetic process.